Plodia interpunctella (Indianmeal moth) is the source of this 3071-nucleotide messenger RNA. RefSeq lists its product as uncharacterized. The record is from RefSeq and is a predicted model, not a curated record. The coding region runs from base 496 to 1296 and encodes 266 amino acids. Lineage: Eukaryota; Metazoa; Arthropoda; Insecta; Lepidoptera; Pyralidae. The transcript is spliced from 5 exons.
GUCAAAAAAUCCAAAAAAGCCGCAAAGGCAACAAUAGUUUUAAUUUAUUUUUAUUGUUAUUUGUUUAAUUAUUGUUGAAAACAUUUAUAGAGAGCGUGCUACAACCGCAAUUUAGUCUAGUCCUAGUUAUAGCUAAGUAAUUCACCCGCAAUCCAAAGCCUUGACUUUUAUUGUGCCAUAAAAUUGUUGAUUGACGAUCCUUUGUUUGGAAAUAGUUGUUUCUGCAGUGUUUCGCCGUAGUCACGGGGUUAAAACAAGUGUGAUUUGUGAAUUCAUUAAAUAAUUUGGAUAAUCAAGCGUGUAAUUGAAUCAUUUGAGGCUAGGAACUAAGUUUUCUGGGCUUAUUCAUAUUGGUAUUUCGCAACCAUACUACUCGACUACAUUGCCAUUGCGGACAUGGCUAUAUUGCUUAACAGCCGUCUACAAUUAGUAGCGACGCCGCAUGGCGGGAAAGUGACGAUAAAAAACUAAUAAAAUUAUGUAAAAAACGAUAAAAUGUCGACAAUAGAAAAACCACAUAAUGUUUGGUCUGUGUGCACUGAGGGGGUGAAUUCUAAACAUGAAAAAUGUCGGAACAUAACUGAAGAGAUAUAUAAGAGGAUUAAUAUUACAUUUCAAAUCAAGAAGCUUGAGACUGCUGUACAAAGUGAUAUCUCGGACCAGAGCGACCAAAUAGACAGCAACGAACUUAGCAACGAAACGGACCUGUUUGCGUGCGACAAGAGCUCCAUAUCCAGCACUGAUGUGGAGCAGGACCGGUCCAUGGAGCGGGUGGAGAAGUACAUAAAUAUCAAUAACAAUGAGGAGCCGAGCAAGAAGCCCCCUGUUGUCCAAAAGAGGCCUAAGAAAAGAUUCAGGAAGCGAGUGAAGAAGCGGCAGGCGACCGCCGCACGGGAGUCCGACGGCUCCAGCGAUGAGGCCGUGCCUCUCAGUCGCAUGGUGGACAUCGAUUCUAAGGCAGACGACGAGGCUGGCGUUAUGGGGGUGCCUAAUAUUAUUAUUGUCACUAAAGAUCUCAAAGCAGAAACGGUAAAAAAAGAAAAAGACUUUCCUUGCAAGAAGAUAGCAACACCUAAGUUGGAGGUGGAAAGUGAGCCGAAUAUACAGCCGGUGGUAGUGUUGGAGACCAUAGACAAGGAAACAACCAUAAACAAGCAAUGUCCGACCGCAGAGAAGCAAUCGCCGACUAAAGUAAUGCAGACGUGGGAAUGGAAGUCUUGUACGAUGUGCGGGACGUUGUUUCGAGGCGAGAGAGGUCUGAGACGUCACAUGGCAAUGACGCACAAAAUCUACUGAAAAGACCAAACCCCAACAGCGCGCAUCCGGUAUCGUCCGCCUGAAACCCGUUACAACUGGUAAUAUCUAAAUAAUGAAUGAGUCCAGUGUGUUGUAGAUAAAUUUUAUAAUUUUGGUACCAAAUUUGAAUAAGAGUGGAUGAAUAUAAUAAUGUGGAUACUAGGAAUUGUGUAUAUGUGCUAAUUAUCUUGGUAUGCAAUUUAAAUUAUCGAAAAACUUUAAAAUAAAAUCUUAAUUUUCAGUUGAAAAUCAAUGGCUCGAUUUUAGUUCCAUCUCUCUCUCUCUCUUAUCUAAGCGUAUUUCCGGUUACUUCCACAGCCGUUGAGAGUCGAAGCUCAGGAUUCGCUUUCCUUAUUUGUCGUGUCCCAAAAUAUCGUCCCUAGUUGUUAGACCAUUGUUUCGAUUGAUCAUCGACUCAAUUUUAGUUUCAUGGUAUAGGGGUAGAUAGCCAAAAGUGGCGAAACUCGAAGGAGAAUUUGAUAAAUCUCCAGAUAAUAGCGCUUUCCCUUGAUUGACUUUUACAAUCUGCGCGGGAGAUGCAGAUACAUUUUAUGGGAAAUUAGGUUUUAUUAUUAUUAUAUUAGCACUAUCUGUUGCCUAUAUUUGACUUCGAGCCCUUAAUCGAUUACAAAUUUCAUCAAAACGUCAGCGCUUUUGCGUGACUUUCGAAUUUAAUUGAUACCAAGUCGUUUUAAAUUGAUACCAAGACAAUAGUAAUUUGAUGAGGCAGGGUCAACAAUCUGUGAUCGAAGGCAUUAUGUGAUUGUAGGUUAGAAUGAAAGACAUGCCCUAGAAAAGUUAUAUUGACAGCUGUCAAAGGUUUAGUAUUCGUAUGGGAAAUCGUCAUCUGAGAAUUUUUAAUGCCGUAAGCCUUUUUUUAUGAAUAGGUCUUUGGGAAAAAUUCAAUUCAUCCAAUAUUAUUACACAUUUUAACAUGAAGUGAAAGAGAUAGAAAGAAUAUUGUAUUAGCAUUUAAAAAAAAUGGGAUUUCGUCAAAAAAUUCUACUAAACCGAUUUUUUGACAUCUGUCAAACUUUUCUAUGGUGAGUGUAGACAAGAAGAACGUUUUUCGGCCGUUUUUGAGUACAAAAAUCUAUUUUAAAAAAAUCUCUUUAAAAUUAAAUUUUACUCCUUUCGUAGGCUAAGAUGUCUUAUUCAUAAAAAGUUGUAGCUUAAAACAUAUUUCAGUUAAAAUAUGUUUCAUCCCGCUCUUUCCAGGUGAAAAAGUGAAAGAACGGAUAGAGACAAAACAUAUUAUACAAUACUUUUUGAAAGUUUGUUAACUUUUGUGUAUAAAAUUGUUUUUUUGCUAAAGACGUACGUUGUUAAAUUUUUGUCUGUGGUUAGAGUGUUGCAAUAUCGAAAGUUGUUUAAUACCAGUAAGAGGUAUCUUGUUUUUUUUUUGUGUUGUUUUAAAUGUGGUGCUUCUAGUUAUUUUAAUCUAGUUAUAGGAAUAUUUUAAACCUUUUUUCAAAAAAGAUAAACCGCAUUUUAAUCGUAUUAAAAUAUGUUAUGUCAAAAAUUAGUGUGAGAUAAGGACAAAGCAUAUUUUUGUCUAAAAUGGCGGAUAGUUCUUUUAAGAAUAUGAGGAUAUAUCUACAAUUAUAUAAGUAAGUUAUUUUUAAUGUUGGUUCUAACAUUAAGGUGGUUCACAAAGAGUGAGUAUAAUAUAUUUCGUCUAUAUUAUGCUUUUCUUCUCUGUAAAGUAGUAUUUUUCGAUCGAAAUCACUAUACUUUAUCUUAACAUUUUUUUUUGUAAUAAUAAAAAAAUCAAA